This is a messenger RNA of Microsporum canis CBS 113480, 1362 nucleotides long. RefSeq lists its product as hypothetical. Bases 1 to 1362 code for a protein of 453 amino acids. NCBI's taxonomy places the organism in Eukaryota, Fungi, Ascomycota, Eurotiomycetes, Onygenales, Arthrodermataceae. Gene Ontology annotation, molecular function: iron ion binding; oxidoreductase activity, acting on paired donors, with incorporation or reduction of molecular oxygen; monooxygenase activity. The record is from RefSeq and is a predicted model, not a curated record. The transcript has 3 exons.
AUGGCACACUUAGUCCAGUGCGAGGCGGCUUCAAGGGAUCUCUUGGCUGCAAUCGAGAGCCUCACUGCUUAUUAUGGGAAUGAGAUGGUAGACGGACUAGGUGACCGGCUGGCACCAGUAGAAGAGUCAGCAGAGGCUCGCCGUGCAAGAGAGUCGGCGUUGGCGAACCUGGCAAAGUUACAAUGGAUGCUGGCUGAACCGAAAGACUUGCUGCGGAAUUUGGUGUACCAUGACCACAGCUACUUCCAACGACGCGUGCUUGACUUUAUGAAGACGGACCAUCUAGAGAAAAUGCUCCCUCGGGUAUAUGCCGACACUCAAGCUGCCUUCCAAGGAAUGAUUACCCAACAUCCUUCGGGGGUCAUCAACCCAGUGGCACCUCUGUUUCGCCUGGUCCUGCAGCAAACUUGUCGCGUGGUUUGCACCGACGAGAUAUCAGACUGUCCUGCCCUUAUGAGCCAAUACUUGUCCUGGACACUCAUGCUCAUGCACUGCGCAAGCGGCCACACUGUAUGUCGACCUUGGCUACCGUCCAUCUCGCAUAUGAAGAGACUCUACGGCCGCUGGGGCUUGACCCGGAUUGUCAGGCCGAUUGUCCACCGCCGUAAGCAGCCGGGUUCGCCGCGUCACGAUGAUGCCCUGCAACUCCUCAUUGAUAAUGGAGACCCCGAAGAUUACAUUGUUACUUUUUUCUAUAGUAUAUUGUUCAUUGCUGUUGCAAACUCUGGCAAACUGGUCAGCGGCUUGCUAAACUUGCUUGCUAAUCAUCCUGACUGGCAGGACGUUGUCUAUAACGAGGUUAAGGCGGCCGCUGGAAAAUAUUCCUCCAGAAAAAAUGCCACUCUUGCUGAGCAGCUGGGAGAAAUUCCAGUCGAGGCCUGGGAGCAAGAAUUUCCAUUUCUAGACCUCUGUUUCCGAGAGCUGAUCCGCUUCCACGUGUCGUUUCCUAUCAUUCGCCGAAACAUGUCUGGCCACUCUCUUCCCAUCCCCGGCAGUAAAGAGGUAUACCCAGCUGGCAGCUAUGCCGUUUACAAUACCGGAGAUGCGCACUACAACAAGAACUUGUACCCAAACCCUUGGAAGAUUGAUCCUUAUCGGUGGGCAGAGAGUGGCAAAGGCCAGCACAAAACGCAGAGCUAUAGCUUUCUCGGCUGGGGCAAUGGCCGCCAUCGCUACGUGGGCCAACGCUGGGCCAGGAUUCAGCAGAACAUUAUCAUCGCCUAUGCCUUGGCCACUAAUGAAUGGGUUGGUUGCGAUGUUGAUGGUGCACCUAUUCCGCCUGUUGACCGGGAAAUUGACCUAGAAACGCAUGGAACUAGCUUGCCUAAGGACAUAUACGUUGCCUUUUCUGCUCGCAAGUAA